UGGAGAGGGCGUUGUUCGACUCCGGGCAUUGUGCGCACAGACACGGUAACUUACCGGUACUCGAGGGCUGGGCCCUGAUCCCUGCAGCUCGCGUCGUCAUUGCCCGCAUCGUGAAUUGCACUUUCCAUGAAGAUGGCAAACACAAAGCAAGCCUUGCAUUGUCACUGAUCAAACUUCUCUCGCAUACCCGCCACUUCAGCAUAUUGCUAGCAACCGUGCCGAUUGCCACAUCGACUGUGCUUCGCCAACACAGAGCUCGAGCGCUCCACCACCGCAUCGACAAUCCCACAUCGACAGAACUAGCACCAUGGCGGACGAUAAUGCGACGAUGCUCCAGGAGCUUAGCGGCUACCAGCUUGUGUAUGAGGACUGUCAGAAGCUACUCAGGGUCUUCAAUGGCAAUCUGGAGCAGGCGGCAGACAAAGUCUUUAGCUCAGACAUGUCGGCCAUACACAAGCUCAUCGAUGGGUCAAAGCCAACGUGGGAUGAGAGCGCAUUCGGCGCAAGCCGAUAUGGCGAUGACGCGAACAAUGGCGUGCCUAGCACACGCCCCGGCUCCGCCCUGUCUACACACGCGGGAGAUGAUCUCAUGCAGAGCAUCGAGAGUGGACAAGAAUCAGGCGUCACGGGCAAUUCGAAACCCGUCUUUGGGCCUGCCACACGAAACGACUAUGACCCGAGCAGUUGGUCUAUGGUCCCAGCUACGACUGCUUCUGAAUACAUCGCCGAUCCGGUACCAAGCCAAAGGCAACGAGAGGAGGGCCAACCCGCUAUUCUGAAGCCUUCGCCCAGGUUCAACUACUUCCCAGCGAUGCUCACCAUCCUGCACUCGGUUCCUCAAUUUCGAAAUGCACUCCUAUCGCCCGCAGUGACACAAGACGACUACUGGGUUGGUGAAGAGUGGUGGAAAGGCAAUCCCACCGGGCGGGCACGGAUUAUAGAUGACACGGUCGGAUGGGACGAAGCUUAUGGCCUCGACAUCAUCUACGAGACACAGCGCCUGAUGGCGUUCCUGGAUAACACUGACCGGGCGUACACAACGAUCGAGUCGAUGCUUGACAUGGACGCUUGGAAGCAGCUCGAAGCGCCUCUCUCGACAGAGCCGGACGAUGAUAUGCUGAAACAUCUGUUACUCUGGAGUGAAGCCUACGCUAAGCAGGACCCGGAUUUUGAAAUUGACGGCGUCUUGCGAUCCGUCGUCAAUGCUCAGCAGCAGGUCAACAGCUUUGUCCUGGAUAGUACCGUGACAAAGCGUGUAGGGCGGGACACAGAUAUCUACGACGUGCUUGAUGACACGUUCUUUCCCAAUCCAGAAGGGACCGCUCAUAUCAUGAACAUCAGCAACGUCUUGAUCUUUCGACUGGAAGGGGCUAAGCAAGACACUAGCGAGCUUGGCUGCCGCGUUCCUGCUACCUUGUACGCGGAUAGGUAUCUUGAAAAGAACAAACACAUCAUAAAGUCGAUGUUUGGAGAGAUGGCAGUGCACACGUCCAAGAUCAGUAGUAUCAAGGACCAGGCUGACCGGCUCAUGUAUCACACACCGGCAAAACGCAAUUCAAAGAAGAUCGAGUCUUUGAAGUUGAUCAAGACAAGCAUGAAAGCUUUCGAGCCAAAAACAGACGAAGAUGAAAUCAGCGAAAGGGAUGCCGCAACCCUAUUCCAGCUGCAGAAGUUGCACGAUAGCAUCGAGUGCAAACUGGCCGCCCUCGACGAGCAACAAAAGCAAGCGCAAGAGGCUCUUGAUGGCAUUGCCAUGCAUUUUAAGCCUACCAUCGAUGAUGGUGCUGAAGCCCUCAUUGAUCUUACUGGGCCCGAUCACCCCGAAGGACAGUCUCCUCAGGAUGCAAUGCAUCAUCCUUACCAACUCUGCGGUGUAGCAACCCGGCGCGAUGUGAUCUAUCUUCUCCACCCCGAUACUGCAUCCAACGUCCCUGGUGCGAAGCAGUGGUGGCGCAUACAGUACGACAAUGAAUCGGGCACCGCAAAUAUCAUCCGCGACCGUGUGGACCAGCAACAGGUUCUCGAACGAGCAACCUCGGAAGCCGCGUCAGUACUACUCAUCUACGCCAACAAAGCCGCCAUGUCCGAGAAACCCAUUCCCUUGGCCAAACCACUGGAGGACUUUGUCAAGAAAGACAAGCUGUGCUUCCUCGAGGAACUGCAGAAGAGUCAUGGCCUGGACUCGGGCAAUGCAUGGGAAGACUUUGGGGAUGAGAUGAAGGGAGACUGGGAUAAAGCAAGCAAUCCGCCAGGGUACAAUCACGAUUGGGCUAACAUUAGUUCUCGGCAGUUCCAUGAUGAGAUGAGCAAACAAAGCUCUGGCAUGAGUUCUGCGACACUGACACCCAACACGGAGAUGGACGGGGAAGGCGUGCGUGAGAUGGUCGAAGUCAACGGCGGCAUGGAUGCCAUGGCCGGUCUGCGAAGUGACCCCAUGGCGGUAGACACGCAAGCGAGCCGCGACACACAGAUGGUGGAUGUAAAAGAGAUACAUGCUGAGGAACCGAAGGCCCAGCAUAUUGAGUUCGCGCAGAACAAAGGCGGCUAGAAGGCGCUGACUGCCUCCCGGGUUCGGUUCGAGAGUGCUCCGGA
Molecule: messenger RNA, 2592 nt
Organism: Didymella exigua CBS 183.55
Lineage: Eukaryota; Fungi; Ascomycota; Dothideomycetes; Pleosporales; Didymellaceae
Exons: 5
Coding region: 308-2548 (746 amino acids)
Biological process (GO): protein deubiquitination
Cellular component (GO): nucleus; cytosol
Source: RefSeq, a predicted model, not a curated record